UCCGCGGUCGGAAUAACGCGACAAGAAAACAACACCUCAAUUUAUGGAGGAAGUUAGUUCCCAAACACUUGAAUAUGCUCACUCUGAGUUUAAAAGACAGAAUUAUAAACGUGCAGAAGACCUUUAUACAACGUUUAUCUCUUCCUGCGCACAGUUCAGGGAAUGUGAAGCUAGUAAAUUGGCAAGCGCCUACAACAACCGCGGACAGAUAAAGUACCUGCGGGUGGAUUUUAAUGAAGCAGUCGAGGACUUCACCUCCGCAAUACAGACUGACUGUCGCUUUGAAAUACCUUUCUACAACAGAGGACUCAUCCGCUAUAGACUAGGUUUUUUCAACGAAGCCAAGAGCGACUUCCAACAAGCGUUAAAACUCAAUCCAGAUUUUGAAGAUGCCAAAGACAGCCUGCAACAAACACUUCUGGACCAGCAACACAAGACAGAAAGGGGAUACUGAAAGCUUCAUAAACCUUAAAUCUAGCUGCUACAGAAAACAUGUACAUUCUCUCAAAUUAAUUGCAUUUAUGUACAUCUGUCAUAUUGCAAAUGAUUGUUUAUUUGAUUGGAUAUGAAAAUGCAGAUCUAUGAACAAAUGUAUCACUAUGAAUAUGAACAUUAAAGUGUAAGACAAGCAAUAUAAAGCAACCUGCACAAGCAAUGUCACCAGUAAAGAUCAAAAAUAUUGCUGCAAAAACAUUUGUUGUCCAAGAGUAUUGAUCAUUCCUUUUCUGCAGUAACUCGAGAUUCUUCCAGUUGGAAAUAAUGGAAGGUCCUCAUAAAUAUAUCAUUGUUUAUGUCUGGGAGCGGACUGUGCAGACUUAUCGACCCGGUGAAAAGAUAUGCUUGGGUUUUACCGUUGGUAAAGAAUGUCAUUGCACCCUCUUGAAUCCAAUGUGAGGAGGUUUGUGGCUAUAAACAAACCUGAAUCAAGUGCGAGUGUGCAGUAAAGAUAAUCAGUCUGUCAGCUAAAAAUGAAAAGCAUGUUUUGGUGUCUUACAUUUAUUUUUUCUCAAAUAUGUUUUUUAAGAAGGAUAGUCGGUCUCUUGACAAUUUGGAUCUCUUGAAAAAAUAAAAUUAUAUAUAUUCCCAUCCCAAACUUAAUGUAUAUACA
Messenger RNA from Pungitius pungitius (ninespine stickleback), 1108 nucleotides. RefSeq names its product tetratricopeptide repeat domain 32 (gene ttc32). Gene Ontology annotation, molecular function: protein binding. NCBI's taxonomy places the organism in Eukaryota, Metazoa, Chordata, Actinopteri, Perciformes, Gasterosteidae. The transcript is spliced from 3 exons. The record is from RefSeq and is a predicted model, not a curated record. Bases 44 to 454 code for a protein of 136 amino acids.